AUGGACACAGAUAUCCUCGACAAUAUCCUCUCUCUAGAAGAGCAAUUCUACAAGGAAGGCUACGACCUGGGUGUCAUCGACGGUGCUCGCGCCGGAUACACGGAAGGAAGCGUCUUUGCAGUUGAGAAGUCGUUUGAGAAGUUACUGCAACUAGGGCGGCUGUAUGGCAGAGCAUUAGUUUGGAAUCAGCGACUACUUAGCUCAGGCGUGAGCGAAGGACAACAAGUGCCCUCGAAGGCGGGAGAGGAAGACACAAUCAAUACCGACCUGUGCAACUCCAUGCCCGCUCUCCAUCAAGGCUCAAGACUCGCGAAAAAUAUCCAGACACUUCUCGCGUUAGUUGACCCGGUUACACUCGUAUUACAGAAUACGGAAGAUGCGGUAUCGGAGAUUGAGGAGAGACUCAAGGGUGCUGCGUUGAAAGUCAAGUUGAUUCAGAGGGCGCUGGGGGAGAGUUCCUUUGGUGAUGGUUCUGCGGGGGAUGCGGCGCUUGGGGAGGGGAGGAGUGGAGGGGAUGGGUCGGGGAGUAUUGAGGAUAUCAGUUCUUUGCAUGUUAGGCAUUGA
This is a messenger RNA of Talaromyces marneffei, 564 nucleotides long. RefSeq lists its product as uncharacterized. NCBI's taxonomy places the organism in Eukaryota, Fungi, Ascomycota, Eurotiomycetes, Eurotiales, Trichocomaceae. The record is from RefSeq and is a predicted model, not a curated record. The coding region runs from base 1 to 564 and encodes 187 amino acids. The transcript has a single exon.